Messenger RNA from Closterium sp. Naga37s-1, 1924 nucleotides. NCBI's taxonomy places the organism in Eukaryota, Viridiplantae, Streptophyta, Zygnematophyceae, Desmidiales, Closteriaceae. The record is from the annotation of a GenBank genome assembly.
AUACUUGUUGGAGGUGGACAGUGACAAUGUUGGGCGUUACAACGAGAGCUCUUUGAGUCCACGAACGGCUGCCUUUCAGCCGAAGCUCAAGCCUCGCGCUAGGAAGGGAGGAGCUGGUGGAGGGGCGGGUUCUGAAGCAGCUGCGCCCACAGGACAAUCUGGCCCAGCAGCCGGUCCAUCAGGACGGCACACUGCUCCAGCGGGAAAUCUAGGGGGUGUUGCGCAGGCGAUAGCGCCCCCUCUCCGCGCUACAGCCGCUGCAGCUGCUGCCGUCCCAUCCGAACGAGCAUCAGCACCAGCGCAACGUCACCUUCCUGACGCUCCGACUCCCGCUCCACAACUACCCUCCCCUUCUGUAGCGCCAGAGGCUCUUGUUUCGGCCUCACCCGCACCGUUCCCUUCGGCAGCAUUAUUAGCCAGGGAGACUCAUCAAGCAGAGGGGUUAGAUUCGAUUCAAGGGGGUUUUGGCGCCCCUUCCAGAACUGCCGCUGCUGCCCCUUCCCCCGCCGCCACAGCAGCCACUGGUGCAAGAGCGUCGUCUGCAUCUGCCCCUGCUGCCCCUCCAAUCGUUCCCUCCUCACGUGCUCCUACCCUCCCCGCUCCUGACACGUCUGCUCGUCCCCCUCCGCCUGCUCCUGCGCCUGCCCUAGAAAACGGUCCUCAUAUAAAUGCCGCGCGUUCAGCCCAUACUGCUGCUGCCCCUAGUGCUGCGCCUGGCACUGCCGCGGGAGCAGCAGAUGUAGCAGUGCGGGGAAAUGGGAGAGGGAGGGAGAAGGAGCAAGGGGUAUCUGGGGCUGAUAAAAGCCGAGGCGUGAUUGGGUCGGGAACCAAGGGAGUGUUCUUCCCACACUCGUUCCGGAUUGGAAAAAGGCGGUCGCAGGUGACUCCGGAGCUGCUAGCAGCGGAGGACCUGUCGGGCUUCACCAUCCAGCAGAUCAUUCAGCGCUCCGAAGUGCUCGACCGGGAGAAAGAGAAGGAGGAGCAGGAGAAGAAGCGGAUAGAGGAGGAGGUGGAGCGGAACAGAAGGAAGCUGGCCAGGCGGCGAGGGGAGGAUGUGGAUGAGGACGGCGAGGGCCCUGCUGCCUCUGCACCUGCCAGCAACCCCCCACCAGGCGGCAGCGGCGGGGGGGUGUUCGCUCCCCAGGUGACAGUGAUAGACGGGCGCAUUGUGGUGAACGAGGCGAGUCUGACGGCGGAUGCGCAGGGGGGGAGGGACGAUGCGAUGGAGGGGUACAAGCGGGUGGAGGAGAGCUCAGCACGGCUCAACUAUGGCACGCAUAUGAAGAGAGAGAAGAGCGACCGGUGGAGCGUGGACGAGACAACCCAGUGGUACCAGGCGCUGCAGCAGUUCGGAACGGACUUCAUUCUCUCACACAUAGACACACGACUCUCCACCAUCCAUCCCUUCUGUCUCUCAUCCAUCUCAUCUUCCAUCCCUUCCACUCACUCCCCUCCAGACAAGCAGCAGUAUGAGCGGUUGGCCUCGGCUCUCAACCCCCAGCUGGCACUGCAAGCGGUUAAUGAGGAGGAUGAGGGGAUGAUGGAGGAAGUGGAGAUGGAGGAGUGGAGAGCCGUAGCAGCAGAGCCUGCAGGAGAGGGGGAGGAGGGAAGGGCAGAGGAAGCAGGAGUUGGGCUAGAGGAGGCGCAUGGGGAGGGAGAUGGUGUGGAUGGUGGGGAGGAGGGAAUGGGUGGUGAAGGUGACUAUGGGGAAGGUGACUAUGGCACAGGGGCGGAUGGAACAGGGGAUUAUGGGGUUGUGACACAAGAAAGUGCUGCAGUGACUCAAGGUGAAGGUGACUAUGGUGAGGCGGAAUAUGGGGAGGGGGAGGAGAUGGGAGGGACGAUAGGGUAUGAAGACCCGUUUGCUGCGUAUGGAGGGGACGGGGAGGUGGAGGAGGAGGAUCCUCUGGGUGGGUAUGGCUGA